Molecule: messenger RNA, 477 nt
Organism: Protopolystoma xenopodis
Lineage: Eukaryota; Metazoa; Platyhelminthes; Monogenea; Polystomatidea; Polystomatidae
Source: the annotation of a GenBank genome assembly
AUGUGCGUGUGUGCAUGUGUUUGUGCCUGUAUGCCGGCCGAUGCACAACUCGCCCUUUGGGCAGGCGCAUUCACGCCCGGAAGGACGAAUAGUACCAGUUCCACUUUGUCCUGGCCAAGCCAUCUCGGACUUGAUCUGUGGUUGUCAUUCGCCGUCGAGACAGUCAAUCCGCACACAAGGACUCUCCAAAGGCUCAAGAACCUCAGUGGCCGCCUUGGAAAUGCCGACGAUGAAAGAGAUCUGUACCUCUUCGUGCUAGACGCUCGGAAGUGGACAGUCUACGCCUCGAAUCGAGACGUUCUAAAGUUCCGGUUGUGUGCGGCAUGGAAAGGCGGGAUUCGUACCACCACAACCAGUCAAAUUAAAAGACCUUCAUUGAAGACCAUCUCCUCGUCCGUCCAUCCUGUCGCCUGGCUCGGCCAAUCCAGACCGGCCGAAAGACGUCUGGUUGCCGUACUUCUCGCCUGGCUCCGGUAA